AUGUCACCCUUUGAGGCGUUAUAUGGAAGACCUUGCAAGAUACCUCUCUGUUGGACAGAAGUUGGAGAAAGACGAUUGUUAGGUCCUGAUAUAGAGGAUGAAACCACAUACAAGAUUAAAGUAAUCCAGAAACAGAUGAAGGCAUCACAAGAUAGACAGAAAAGUUACGCGGAUAAACAUAGACGUGACAUAACUUUUCAAGAGAAUGACGAAGUAUUUCUCAAAGUACAAGCAACUAAAGGAAAAACACGCUUCGGAAUGACGGAAAAACUAAAACCCAGAUUCAUUGGACCUUUCAAGGUAUUGAGUAAGAUAGGAGCAAUGGCUUAUAAGGUUGCCUUACCCCCCGAAUUGGCACAAGUUCAUGAUGUGUUUCACGUGUUCAUGCUUCGGAAGUACCAUCCUGACCCUGAUCACAUUAUUGAUUAUCAACCGCUUGAGUUAAAACCAGAUGAGACUUAUGAAGAAGAACCUAUCGAAAUUGUUGAACGAAAGGUUAAACAACUGCGGAGAAGAGAAAUUCCUCUAGUAAAGGUCACGGGGACACACCACAAGGGAGGAGAUGCGACUUGGGAAUUGGAGGACGACAUGAAGGCUCGUUAUCCCCGCCUUUUUGGUAAGAAAAAUCAUACAUACCAUACUAAGUAG
This is a messenger RNA of Tarenaya hassleriana, 648 nucleotides long. RefSeq lists its product as uncharacterized. The coding region runs from base 1 to 648 and encodes 215 amino acids. The record is from RefSeq and is a predicted model, not a curated record. NCBI's taxonomy places the organism in Eukaryota, Viridiplantae, Streptophyta, Magnoliopsida, Brassicales, Cleomaceae. The transcript has a single exon.